Sebastes umbrosus (honeycomb rockfish) is the source of this 2049-nucleotide messenger RNA. Its product is annotated as ubiquitin-conjugating enzyme E2 H-like. Gene Ontology annotation, cellular component: nucleus. Gene Ontology annotation, biological process: protein polyubiquitination; ubiquitin-dependent protein catabolic process. Gene Ontology annotation, molecular function: ubiquitin conjugating enzyme activity. Lineage: Eukaryota; Metazoa; Chordata; Actinopteri; Perciformes; Sebastidae. The transcript is spliced from 7 exons. The record is from RefSeq and is a predicted model, not a curated record. The coding region runs from base 321 to 872 and encodes 183 amino acids.
GAGACAGAGACAGUCUGCAGGACUCAGCACUCAGGACACCACUAGGUAGAGCUGCAGAGACAGUCUUCAGGACAGGACCCAGCUAGACUCAGCUAGUCUCAGCUAGGUAGAGCUGCUGCUAGAGCAGAAAGUGGGCGAUGUUGCAGCUGGGAUCCUGUUUAUGGACGUUGAGAGGAGGCUGCUGAUCCAGUCUGCUGAUCCAGUCUGCUGAUCCAGUCUGCUGAUCCAGUCUGAGGGCCUGUGAGAGGUUCAGGUUGAGUCUCGUCUCAUCGCUGCAGUAUAUUUUUAGAUCACUUCUUGUUCUCUAAAGGAAUACUAACAUGUCGUCUCCCAGUCCGGGCAAGAGGCGGAUGGACACCGACGUGGUGAAACUCAUUGAGAGCAAGCACGAGGUCACCAUCCUCAGUGGACUCAACGAGUUUGUGGUCAAGUUCCACGGACCGCCUGGAUCAUCGUACGAAGGAGGCGUCUGGAAGGUCAGAGUGGACCUGCCAGAUAAAUACCCCUUCAAAUCACCAUCAAUAGGAUUCAUGAAUAAAAUCUUUCAUCCCAACAUCGAUGAAGCGUCAGGAACGGUGUGUUUAGAUGUCAUUAACCAGACAUGGACGGCUCUCUACGACCUCACCAACAUCUUUGAGUCGUUCCUCCCUCAGCUGCUGGCCUACCCCAACCCCAUCGAUCCUCUGAACGGGGACGCAGCAGCCAUGUACCUGCACCGGCCGGAGGACUACAAACACAAGAUCAAAGAGUACAUCCAGAAGUACGCCACGGAGGAGGCUCUAAAGGAGCAGGAGGAGGGAGGGGGCGACUCCUCUUCCGAGAGCUCCAUGUCAGACUUUUCGGAGGACGAGGCUCAGGACAUGGAGUUGUAGUGACUCCCCCCCCUUCGCCUCACAGCAGACUGUCAUUUCCUAAAGAGCAGAAACUCAGUGCUAUAUUCAUAUUUAAACAAGACAAUUUUUUACAGCAACACGAGGAUUUUUAUUGCUACACAAGGAUUUGCAGUACGAUAUUGCAGAAUAUUAAACUUAGGAAUUCAUGACCACCUGCCCUUCGGCCCUCCUCUUCAUCACCCGAGAGCCUGUUUAGACCAGAGAGGAGUUCAUCGUUCAUUUCCACCGUCUUUGGUGACUUCAGUCGAGGCCUUCGCUCCAGACUGAGCAGUGAGGCCGACGCAGGAGGAGGACGGAGGAGGACGGAGGAGGACGACGGAGGACGACGGAGGACGACGGAGGACGACGGACGACGGACGACGGACGACGGAGGACGGACACGACACGCUCAACUUUUGUUCUUGUCUUUAUUAAACACUUUACUGCGUCUCGGGCUUCUGUCCCCCUCGCCGACGGAGGACCGCAGGAUGACAAUCCACCAUUUCUGAGCGGUCUCAACUCCCCAUACCCCCACCCGAGGAGCUGCCAUUACAAUCAUCACUUCGAGGAGCUGAAGGCCACCGCGUCGUGGUCGUCGUGUGUUCAUCGUGUACAGACUGGCGUGGCUGCAGACGGCCUCUCUGACAGGACUGCUGACACGUCACACACACACACCAUCAGACGACCGAUGCAUCAACCAUGACAACGCCACAGCGUGUGUGUGUGUUUGUGUGUGUGUGCGUGUGUGUUCGUGUGUGUGUGCAUGCAUGGAUGUAGUCCAGGGAGAAUCAUGGCGUAUUGAAAACCUGUGUUGUUCUGACCCCUGAGCAGGAAUCAUAAAGCCCGGGACACACCGGGAACGUCAGCAGCGCGUGGCGGCUGCGUUACCUGUUGUUUUUAUUUCGGCGUCCGUGUUAACAACACUGACCGCGUGAGACGCGCUUCUCAGCUGCGUCUCUUCUAGAGAUUCGAGGUGUCGCCUAUUUUUGAUGUGUGCCGCGCGGUUCACAGCAACAACAGACAGUGAAGGUGAUCUAUUGACUGCAUAUUAACAUCAUAUCAGCAACAUUACUAUAGUUUAUAUGUCUAUCUGGAGAAUAUGUUAUGGAGUGUAUUUUUUUUUAUUUUUAAAUCAACACUUCCUGCUUUCAUUUCAAAAUAAAAGCCCUCAAGAGUU